UUCAAUCAUUAGUCACACAAGAGAACUCAAGAGUACGGGGUCGCGAUCCGUCGGACCUCAUCUGCAUCGUUGCACUCUUUAAUACUCGUCCGCGACUCACGAUAAUCCAUUAACUAUCCGCUAAAUUAAUGUGGGGCUCUCAAAAAGUACAACAAGAUCAAUGAGAUCUUUGAUAAAUUAGCAACCAGAAAAAUGAUAACAACUAUCACCUUGCUCGCGGAAUCGUGUAACAAAAAUUUUCAAGGGCCGCGUAUCAGUAUCAGUAUCAGCCCGACAGGAAGAAAGAUUUGAUAAAUAAAUAUAAAAAAAUAAUUAAACAAAACAUUUAAGUGAGCAAGUGAACAAGCAAGUUCGCGGUGGGUCUCUGUCUCUCAUGAAUCAACGUCGAUUUGAUCAGUACGCGGGCAUCAAUUACGAAGAUGCUCGCCGAGUUAUUUAUUUAUUAUCAUCAUCGGGCGCGAACCCCACAAUCUUACCAUCUUACGAUCGAUUGAUUCGACGGACCCCCUGCGUCACGUUAACUCACUAAAAUUUUUAUACAAUACCAGUGAUAUUAUUUACUCGAGCAGCUCACGGCAGCAAAAUGACAGAUGAAUUACUUUUCUCGGUGCUGGGGUUGAAGAUGGAUGAGACGGGAGAAAUAGCGCCCACAACUCUACCUUGCGACUACGAGAUUCCUUGCAGUCUAGAGAACUCGGACUUCAUGGACCUGAGCAAUUUUACCAGCCCGGUUGUUGAUAGCUUGGAUAGCUACACGGACUUGAACUCAAGUAGCUACCAGACAGAAGCGUGGAGCGACUACACGCCGACAAGUGUCUCCGAGGCGUCGCCUUGUCUGAGCGAGCUCAGUGAAUUGGACUGCGAGCUAGACUGGUGUCUAGACAAAACCUGGAACUCGGGGUUGCCUGAGAGAACUCCGAUGUGUACACCGGGGUGCGAGAGAUUCCUUCACUUGCCGCCGCCGAAAGUCACCACAGAGUCGCCGCCGAGUUUACAACACGACGAGCCGCUGCUGGUGCUGGGAAUCGAUCUCAGAUCACUGGAGAACAGUAUGGAUUUAAAUAAUAAUCCGUUUGAUGGCAACAUGAUGUACUCGACUUCAGCCAACGCAGCUUUGGCUACUCAUGAUUAUACUAAUCGUAGCAUGGAGACUACUGACGAUCGUUGUUUUCCUUGUACUUAUCAAGGAUGUUUGAAAGUUUAUGCCAAAGCUUCACAUCUCAAAGCGCACUUGAGACGUCACACAGGCGAGAAACCUUUUGCCUGCACUUGGGCAGGCUGCGGUUGGAGAUUCAGUAGAUCGGACGAGUUAGCCCGACACAGGAGAUCUCACUCAGGUGUAAAACCUUAUCCCUGCGAGAUGUGCUCCAAAAGAUUUGCAAGGAGCGACCACUUGGCUAAGCACCGUAAAGUCCACAGAAAAAACGCGUACACUUUUCCUGGCGGCAGAGGCUACCGAGGGAACAAGAUCAACGUCUAAGUUUGAUGAGCUAACUCCUAAGACGGCAGACGAGCCUCUUCAGUAUACAUUUAAUUAUUAAUUAAUGAUAAGAUACUAUUUUUAAAACAAUAUAUACUGUAGGUUUAAUCUCUGACUAAUUGCAACUAAUCGACAGCUGAUUUUUUUUAUUUUAAAUAAUUCAGUUUUUAGUUAUUAAUUAAAGUGAGUUAUCGGCUGGAAAGUUAAUGGAUUUUAUGAUCCAAAUUUUCGGCCACGCACUUACUAUUUUAAUACUAUUAUGUACUUGUAAUGAUAAUUAUUAUGUUUGGUAAUUAAUGUUGGUAAAUAAAUAAAUAAAUAAUUA
This is a messenger RNA of Microplitis demolitor, 1805 nucleotides long. Its product is annotated as Krueppel-like factor 16. Gene Ontology annotation, molecular function: RNA polymerase II cis-regulatory region sequence-specific DNA binding; DNA-binding transcription factor activity, RNA polymerase II-specific. The transcript is spliced from 3 exons. The record is from RefSeq and is a predicted model, not a curated record. The coding region runs from base 584 to 1480 and encodes 298 amino acids. Gene Ontology annotation, biological process: regulation of transcription by RNA polymerase II. Lineage: Eukaryota; Metazoa; Arthropoda; Insecta; Hymenoptera; Braconidae.